GAUAAUAAUGUUAAGACGCCGAAAUCGCGAGUAGAGAGCAGUGUGCCUAUUGGUCAGGACUGUUGGGACAGCAGAUUCACGGACAAUGAUAGGACAACUACGGCAUUGGAGAUGCAUUACUUCCACGACCUCGUAUAAAAAAAAGUGAAAUAGCACUGAUUUAUUCUACUUUAUCUCUUCAUUAUCAAGCUUUGUCAUUCCUCAUAUUCGAUGAGGUGGAACUGAUAGCAUGCAGCCGAGGGACAGGACAUUGUAAAUAGCAACAGUGCGCUCAGGACAGGAGGAGGUUCAAGAGAUUGAGGACCAAAACAAUCUGAACAAUAAAAUCAACAGUCAUGGCUGCAGAGAAUAACUUCCCUCCAAUACCGGGGUUCAUCCCCCUGCAGCCGUGUUUCUACCAGGACUUUGACGAGGAGAUCCCUGAACAGCAUCGCACCAUGUGCAAGAGACUCUACCACCUGUGGAUCUUGCAUGCAAUCACCCUGGCUGUGAAUCUGGCGGGCUGCUUUGUGUGGAUGCUGGGUGGAGGGGGUGUGACAAAUUUUGGCAUGGCAAUCAUAUGGUUGAUUCUAUUCACCCCCUGCUCCUAUGCAUGCUGGUUCAGGCCCAUCUACAAGGCCUUCAAGACUGACAGCUCGUUCAACUUCAUGGCGUUCUUCUUUGUGUUCAUGGCCCAGGUGGGCAUCAGUAUUAUCCAGUGCAUAGGGAUCCCAGGCUGGGGAAACUGUGGCUGGCUGGCCACCAUCUCUUUCUUCAGCUACAACCUUUGGAUCGCCUUGCUGAUGCUCAUCCCCACCCUCUUUUUCACUGCCACGGCAACACUGUCCUUCAUCGCCCUCACCAAGGUCCAUAACUUCUACCGUGGCAGCGGGGGCAGCAUAGGCAAGGCCCAGGAGGAGUGGACCACAGGGGCCUGGAAGAACCCCCACAUCCAGCAGGCAGCGCAGCAGGCAGCUAUGGGAGCCGCCACGGGGGCCAUGAUGCCGGACCAGCAGUACUCCAGCAACACCCCACAGUACAAUGACAACCAGAUGUAGGGGAUAAAGUGGAGGGAGGGAAGCAUGUCAAAACAUGAGCAGGAGUUUGGUAUCUGUUUAUCCCAUCCCCAAAAAGCGUGUCUUCAUCACAACAGCUCUUUCUAUAGGGCAGGGGUCUUCAACCUUUUUUUGCCCAGGGACCCUCUCCCAGGCACACCGGCAACCCAGGGACCCUCUCCCAGGCACACCGGCAACCCAGGGACCCUCUCCCAGGCACACCGGCAACCCAGGGACACACAUCAUACGUUAAUGAUUUGUUUUCUUCUCACUUGUUUUGUCUUAGCGUCAAGUGAAUGAUAAUGUCAAGGAGAAGUAAUCAACAUUUCAAAAAUGAAUAGAUUUGGUAGAUUGUUUUUCAUUAUUGUAAUUGGGAAAGGAAGUGUAAACUCUAACAUAGACUAUUAGCUUGAAAGGUAACUCCAAACACACUAAGAACUGCUGUUUAGCUGGUUACCCAAAGGUUAGCCAUAUAGUUGUAAAAAUGUAUGUCUAAGUCAAGAAAGCUUGCCAGCAGCCAGCGACACUUGACGCACUGGUAGCCUGUCAGAUACUCCGGUGAGUGUAAUUGGCUCCAAUAAGUGUAAUUUGCUUGAUAUUAGCAGUUAAGAAAUAAUGUUGACAUCAUUAGAAGGAAGAUAUUCUCCUCUUUUCUACUGCAAUCAUUUAUUCUGUUGUUGCUAGCGAUGUACCCCGGCUAUAGGGCACUACACUACACUACCACACUAUACCAGCUGACUUUGAACACCCAUAACGUAAAGACAUUUCAUGUUCUCAGCAUCUACACUGAAUUACAGUAUCUGGUUUCUACUGUGUGAUGUCAUAUUUCUGCUUCCGCUGCUUUGUUUUGACGUGUCACAUCAAAGACGUGUCCCUAUCUUAUGUCACUGUGUUAGCAGGGCCCUGUGGCCACGUGCACACAGCACCAACUCUGCUUGUCAGAGCUCAUUCUGAUCACCUACUAUCCUCUCCUCGAUGGUCUUCGGUUUUGGUUUUUGGUAGCCUCCUCCUGCUCAUGACUUGUAAAGUCAUGUUCAUGAUAUAGUAUCCCAAUUAUAUAUUUGUUUGUUUUUUACAGUAAGUUACUGGUCUCUAGGUUUUGUCAUGAAUACAUGUAGUCCCUGGCUGUAGGAAGAGAGCCAUAUAAGACUGUGUUUGAGUGCAAUACUAUUAACUUAAAAAUAAAUCUACUGAUAUUUCAAAGCGGAUAAAAACGGUUUAUUACAGAAUGUAGCACUGAGAUAACGUUAAUAUUUUACCAAGAGUGUUUAUGUACAGUAGGAGAUAGCGUAUUUGGUAAUAAAUAUGUAUUUUAAGAAUGUAUUACUUUGUAUACUAGUGAAUGCCAGCUGAUUGAACAAAAAUGACUCUCCUCUUAUUUUCAGGUAAAGCAAAGCUAUAAACACUGGACACAAACUGUGAACCUUUUCCCUUUACGUCCAUGUGUAUGUUUUUGAUAGCUUAUAUAAUAUGUAUUUAAAAUGAACCCAUAAUCCCGUUGCCUCAGGGGUAUUAGUUUAAUUUGAUUCAUUCUGUAACUUGAACAAGGUAUUACUGUGAGCUAAAUAAGGCCAGUAUGUACUGUAGUUACAUUACAUAGAGUUGUGUAGAAAAGUACACUCUUUUCUCUUAUUUAUCAAUAUUAUUUUAACCCUUGAAACUUUAUAUUAGAGCAGCACUCAACUACUGAAUGUGUGAAAGUCCUCAAAAUGGCAGUAUCCCACAUUUUCUUACUGACAUCUGAAUUUCAAUAACUCCUGUUUUAAUCAUAUUCGUAGUAUGCACUACCUUUGAUUUAAUACUGAGGAGGUAGCAAGAUUUGGAAGUCCACUUCCUUUGAGUUUGACCUGGACGUUGGUGUUGAUGUCCCCGGGGCCCACUGUCUAUGCUGAUAACUUUCAUCAGGCUAGCUCAGAGGCUGUUUUAAAGAGCUUCAAUGUAGAGCUAACUGUGUGCUACCAGCUCCUAGGCCUGAGCUGAAAGAUUACAGGCCAGUCGCAUUUUCAUUAUCCACAGUCAUGGAAAUGGGACUUUCUUCUGAAAGUCUGAGAAGUAAUGAAUGAAGUAAUGAAUGAAGUAAUGAAUGAAGUAAUGAAUGCGUACCAAAACACAGAACUCUUUUUAGGGGAAUAUUGUACAAAAUGUCUUUAGAACAAGGCUCUCCAAGCCUGUUCCUGGAGAGCGCUACCGUCCUGUAGGUUUUCGCUCCAAUCCUAAUCUAGCACACCCGAUUCUAAUAAUUAGCUGGUUGAUCAUUUGAAUCAAGUAAAUUGCAACUGGGGUUGGAAGGAAAACCUACAGAAGGGUAUCUCCAGGAACAGGGUUUGAGAGCCCUGCUUUAGAUAGACUAGUAACAUCUAAUGUAAAUUAAUCAAUGUGAGCUAUAAAUUAAUUCUCGUUGUCUAAUUGUUUUGUAUUGAAUGUCUAAAUGUCUUAGAGGGUGCUCUUUUUUAAACGUGUGUAGUUAACGUCUUGUCUAGGGUUGACAAUGUUAGACAGCAACGUUGCAUCGUAUGUCUUGUUGUAUGAUUGCUUGACCACAAAGGGGAGCCGAUGGUUCCUUUCAUUUGUGUGAGAGAAAAUCCCUGAUAUACAAGCUGCCUGCACUCAGUCGUCUGUCUAUUCAUACAGUAGACUUUAGGUCUAUAGCUCAGUCAGUAUUCAGUCAACAUCUCAAUGGUUCUUCCUGUUCCCAGGUAGUAGUUACAUGAGACCAGGAAGGAAGGGAGAGAUAGAGCCUUAUAUCUAAGUGGGCUCCAGUCAGCCUCAGCCUGGCUCAUACUGCCCUCCUGCCACCUCUCUCUCACAGGGACAGAUGGCUGAGCAGGCGGUCCCCGUGAACACAUUACAGUGUGCUCUAUGCUGUAGGGGAAAGAGAGACAUUUAUGGCGUGGUAUGGGUGCCACUUUCUCUGGGGUAGUAGGGGUUUGAAAAUGACCUAAAUGGGCUCGUAUUGAGGGAAGGAGAGAGAGAGAGCAGUAGAAAAACAGUGUUUCCCAGGUGUUCAUUAGUUCAUGUUCUAGCUAGAUGACUAACCUGGCCUAAUCUACAUAUACCAAGGCCCCUUAACCCCUCAAAUAGCUGUAUUUAACAUUAUUACAGUAUGCACAUUUCUUUAGAGAAAUCCCUCAAACCUAUACUUCCUUUCUCUCCUACAUCUAAAAUGAAUCAGCUAUGUACUCAGUGUAGGAACUGUGGUGUAAGCUAUGCAGAUAACCCUUGACUAUGGAAGGGAUGGGUUUGUAAGUACAGUUGUUUGGGCUUAGCCUGCGACUGAUGUAAAUGUGUGUAGAGCACUGUUAGCUUAAACUGUGAUAUAAUCAGUAUUCAAUUAGCUCCAUCUAUGCAGUAAUCAAGCAGAAGCAUUGACCAAAGUUUUCCCCUGGUACACAUUCAUGUGCAACCACCACAGCUCAUACAGUACCAGCAGAUGCUGUCAUUAAGUGUGUGGGAGAUCAUUGAACCAGUGGGAUAUCCUCCUUAUGCUUAUGCUGAUCAUGUGAGAUUGCGUGGUCAUCUUGGAGAGACAACUAGACAGUUUGAAGCACAGUUAGAAGGGGACUUUUAUUCUAAAGUGUAAUUGUUACGUACAUUUAAAAAUGUUGACUUGUCAUUUUAUGUUUUGAUUUCCCUUACGGACAUUAAACAAACUCUAUUCCAUUUUACGCCAUGAAUAUA
Salvelinus fontinalis (brook trout) is the source of this 4712-nucleotide messenger RNA. RefSeq names its product secretory carrier-associated membrane protein 5-like. Gene Ontology annotation, cellular component: trans-Golgi network membrane; recycling endosome membrane. The record is from RefSeq and is a predicted model, not a curated record. Gene Ontology annotation, biological process: protein transport. Bases 336 to 1037 code for a protein of 233 amino acids. Lineage: Eukaryota; Metazoa; Chordata; Actinopteri; Salmoniformes; Salmonidae. The transcript is spliced from 7 exons.